CGCCCCCGCCGGUGGCUCGAGGCCAGAUGGCGUCAGCAGCGGUGCUGCGUAGUAACCGACGCUCCCUCAGCCGCUGCUUCUUCUCCGCAGCCGCCUCUUCGCCUCCGCGCGCCAAAAUGGAGGCCGCUUCGUCGUCGGGAGCCGCGGCGGCCUCUCCUCCGCCUUCCCCCGUUUGGCUGGGCUCGCUCCGCUUCGACAACCGGGCGCUGCGGGCCCUCCCUCUGGACCCCAGCGAGGAGAACGUGCCCCGCCCGGUGCCGGGAGCGUGCUUCUCGCGAGUACGGCCCACGCCGCUGGCCAACCCGAGCCUGGUGGCGGCCUCCGCGCCGGCGCUGGCGCUGCUGGGCCUGAGGGAGCCGCGGACGGAGGCGGAGAAGGCCGAGGCGGCGCUGAACUUCAGCGGGAACCGGCUCCCGCCCGGCGCCGAGCCCGCCGCCCACUGCUACUGCGGGCACCAGUUCGGGAGCUUCGCCGGGCAGCUCGGGGACGGCGCCGCCAUCUACCUGGGCGAGGUGCUGAACGCGGAGGGAGAGCGCUGGGAGGCGCAGCUCAAGGGCGCCGGCCUCACGCCCUUCUCCCGACAAGCAGAUGGCCGUAAAGUUCUACGAUCAAGCAUAAGAGAAUUCCUUUGCAGUGAAGCAAUGUUUCAUCUUGGAAUACCCACAACCAGAGCUGGGACAUGUGUAACUUCUGAUUCAGAAGUUAUUCGGGAUAUUUUUUAUGAUGGAAAUCCAAAGAAAGAAAAAUGUACAGUUGUCCUGAGAAUAGCCCCAACUUUUAUUAGGUUUGGAUCAUUUGAAAUUUUUAAACCUGCUGAUGAAUAUACAGGACGCAAAGGCCCCAGUGUUAAUAGAAAUGACAUCCGAAUACAAAUGCUUGAUUAUGUAAUCAGUACUUUCUAUCCAGAGAUCCUUGAAGCACAUCCGGACAAUAAAGUUGAGCGGAAUGCUGCUUUUUUCCGUGAGAUAACACGACGGACAGCAAGGAUGGUUGCUGACUGGCAGUGUGUUGGAUUUUGCCAUGGUGUGCUCAACACUGAUAAUAUGAGCAUAGUUGGAGUCACAAUCGACUAUGGACCAUUUGGAUUUAUGGACAGGUAUGAUCCUGAACAUAUUUGCAAUGGUUCUGAUAACACAGGACGCUAUGCUUAUAACAAACAACCAGAAGUUUGUAAGUGGAAUCUAGGCAAACUUGCUGAAGCCUUAGUUCCAGAACUUCCAUUGGAGAUCAGCAUACCCAUUCUGGAGGAAGAGUACGAUGCGGAAUUUGGGAAACAUUAUUUGCAGAUUAUGAGAAAGAAGCUAGGAUUGAUCCAGCUUCAGUUAGCUGAAGAUGAUAAAUUGGUUUCUGACUUCUUAGAAACUAUGCAAGUCACAGGUGCAGAUUUUACAAACACUUUCCACUUGCUGAGCUCUUUUCCAGUAGAGUCAGAUCCUUUAAAACUAGAAGACUUCUUAGACAAGAUUUCAAAUCAGUGUUCAUCUUUAGAAGAACUUAAAGUUGCUUACAGACCUCAGAUGGAUCCCAGGCAACUUUCAAUGAUGCUGAUGUUAGCACAGUCUAACCCACAACUGUUUGCCCUAAUCGGAACAAAAUCCAAUAUAAAUAAAGAAUUGGAACGCAUAGAACAGUUUUCUAAGCUGCAGCAGUUAACAGCAUCUGAAUUACUAAGUAGAAAUAAAGGACACUGGAAAGAUUGGUUACAGAAAUACAAAGCUCGACUUGAAAAAGAAAUGGAACAUGUUAGCAGUGUUGAUACCUGGCAUGCUGAACACGUAAAAAUUAUGAAUUCAAACAAUCCAAAAUAUAUUUUAAGAAACUACAUUGCUCAAAAUGCAAUAGAGGCAGCUGAAAAUGGUGACUUCAUGGAGGUUGAGAAAGUCUUAAAACGCUUAGAAAAGCCCUAUGAAGAAUGUUACAGUGAAGUCAUGGAGGAAACUGAAGAAGAAGUAGAAGAAGAUGUCGCUGCUGCUGCUGCGUCUGUGGCUUGCAGUUCAACCACCCGACGGAGAGUGCCAUAUAGCAGUAAACCUCCCCUCUGGGCUUCUGAACUUUGUGUUACAUGAUCAUCGUAACAGCCUUGUUGGUAUUUUCCACAAAGAGGUCAAUCUAGUGGAGAGUGCAGCGAGGCACCACAGAAGUGCUAUUAGCUCUCAAACAGACAGUUUGGAUAUAUUCACAGUAUCACCUGAGCCAUGUUCAUUUUAUGAGAUGACAAUCAGCUGAUCUGGAGACAGACCAAAGUUUUAAUCUUCCCAUCAUGCACAAAGUGCUUUUAUAUUUUUACGCACAAUGCUCUGCGAAUGUCCAAGCAAAGUCUGUGUUUUUGAAGACAAAAAUAGAAAACCAGCUGCUGGCUGUAUUUUUGUCUGAAAAUGAAUUAAUAGUACUUCUUACGUUUAUAACACUUUUCUUAUGCAGGGAUAUUUUGAUUCUCGGUGAGGAUGAAUUUAAACACACCAUUGCUUAUUUGAAGCUAUGUUUCAUUUAAUUAUGUAGUUCAUUUAUUGUGAACUUUCACCUUUAUAUCAUGUUUUUAGAUAGGUCAAUGGGGAAGCAAUAGCAAUAAUGUGUAUUACAACUAGAGAAUGUUGGCAAUUAGUAUAAAAUGAGUUUCAAGCUAACUGGUUUGUAUAAACGGCUUAUUUUCAGAUGAGCAUAAAGAUGUAUAUGACCCUGAAGACAUAUCUCCUGUGCUUGUGGUUCAGGGCUGAAUCUAUAUUUUGGCAUUUUUGCAUGCUAUUCCUGUCACUGGAUCAGUAAUAGUGAUAAUAUCAAGGGAUAUUCACUGUUUGUGUCACCAGCUACUUGCUGAACAUUUAAAAUAACUAAAUUUUGCUGUCUUUCCUUUGGUCGAAAAAAGAAAAAAAAUCUGUUGCAGUCUGGGGGUGAUCAGACAUCACUAUAAGCUAGAAGUGUGGCUCAGUGUGACCAGGGCAGCUUCUUGAUUUGUGCAGCCCACUUGGUUCCUGUCUAUGUGGGAACGGCCAAGUAAUGCUUAUUGUCUAAAUCUGGUACUCUGUCAUGCUUCUUUCCUGACCGGCCAGUUAAAUUGGUAGUAAACCAGAGUUUGGCCAUCCCAGUAAGCAGACCAUAGGCGUGUGUGUUCUUGCUUGCCACAGGAGCAUUCAAGCUGUGUACUUGCAUAGGCUGCUCAUAAACAAUGAAUGAAACUUUAUUUGUAGCCCACUCUAUCUCCCCGAAGGGACUCGGGGUGGCUUACAACAAAACACACAAUGGCCAACAUUCAAUGCCAAACAAUAAUAUAUAAACAAAUAAAAAACAACUCAAUAAAUUGUAAAACAACUUAAGUAAACAAAAUGUAAUACAAUACACAUAAUUACAAACAUAUUAAAUCCUUAAAAUCUCAUUAAAAUUUCUAAAAUUAGACUCAAAUUUUUGGAGUGGGGUGAUAAACAACAUAUAAAUAUAUCAACAUUAAAACUAAUAACACAUUUAAAAGCAGACAAAAAUUAACAAGAGCAAUAAGAUCAAUACAAUAUGGCAAUAGCCAUUGAUCAAAAUAUAUAUACAAUCAAUUUAUCCUUCAUUGGCAGCAAUAAAAUGAGAGAAGCAUUGGGGCAAAGAAAAACAUCCAAGCACCCUCCCCCCCCCCCCCAAGCCACAUAAGUCAACGGUAGAAUAUUCAAGUCAGAAAAUGAACCAUUUUUAUUCCCUCCUCAUCACCAUCACAGGUAAUGCAGGAUCUUGGCCAGGGCCAGGUUGGGCUCCUAGAGGAUGCUCUGCCCAACCAGGAAGGUCAGCUUAUGCGUGUAUUGGCAGGGCGCCAGCACACGGAUCAGGCCCAGCCAGUUGUAAUACAUAUGGCAUAGGCGCUGCAUGUGGUCUGGCUUCAGGGCACUGCUAUCAUAAAUCAUGUUAUAAUGCGUUGGUGCAACAGUCUCACAUUUCAUUAACUGAUUCGCAAUGAAGAAAUCAUACCAUUGUGGCAGCUCCAGCUCAUUCAUUCAUAAACAAUAAGCCAUUAUGUCAAACCUAGCCAAUUAUGGAAUAUAACGGUGCAAUUUAAAAUUGUAUUUCUCCCAACUGGACUGUUCUGUCAAAUUGUGCUUAGCAUUUAAACAAGGUCUUGCCCAUUCGGAUUUUGUACAUUCUCAUACUUGCACCUUCUGCAGCCAACUAUUUCCUAUGUUUCAUUUGCACUACCUCAAGAAAUUUUUCUUCAUGCUUUUUUUUCAUGUCACGAGCAACUUGAGAAACUUCAAGUCGCCUCUGGUGUGAGAGAAUUGGCUGUCUGUAAGGACAUUGCCCAGGGGAUGCCCAGAUGUUUUGAUGUUUUACCAUCUUUGUAGGAGGCUUCUCUCACGUGGGGAGCCGGAGCUGACAGAGGGAGCUCCUCCGUGCUCUCCCUGAAUUCGAACCUACAAAAAAAAAUUGAAUAGCAUUUUGACACUAGAAAAUAGCUUGCUUAUUAUGCAUGUAUCUCAGUCUGAAAUAUCAUAAACAUAAUUAUUUUCUAGAUUGGGAAAGGUGGAAUCGUCUCAUAUUCUCCCAUCACUGUACCAAAGAAAGAAGGGAAAAAUUGUCCCUUGAAGCUGACUUCUGAUUGGUCCUAGUUACCUGGCCAGUUUCUUUUCCUUAAGUAGAGCAGAACUACUUGUCUUUGUCCCUCUACUUUGAUUUUAGCCACACCUUUGCUAUAGUGUUCUUUUGGAUUUUAUUCCCCAUUUAACAGUCGUGUCCUUGGUCCGUUGCCUUGGUUUGGGUGCAAGACAACUGACAUUCCUGUCAGGUUAGAAGAUAGUCAAUAACAAAGCCCCUGAAUUAGACUCUACAAACUAUAGAGAGAGCUUGCCUGUGACUAAGGUGAAGUUCUCAGGAGGGCAGAGUUCACUGGUGAUUAUGGACCUUGUGUCUGCUACAGUGAAAAUAAUGCAGUAGGCCACCUCUUAGAUAACAUCGUUCAAUUUGCUAGACAAGAGCCCCAUGUAUUUUGGAACAUCAAGAUCUCAGAAAGUUUGGUCAAACAGGCCAGGGAGCCCAGUGAUAACUCCUUGUCAAAUCUACCGAGUUUCACCUCUCCUGGUGUAUCUCGCUUGUAUCGCCUGCCAUUUUUGCUACAUUUUAAUAACAUUCCUCUAUGUGCAUUUAUCAACAAGGACUGGAACAGAUGCUGAUUUGAUUAUCAGAACGGCAGCACAAUUUGACUGCCAGAGUUCCAUAACUUUCACAGCCCCAAGACAACUUGAUUUUGGUCACAACAGCAGCCAUAAUUCAACCCUUGACUUUAGAAGAUAGACUAGGUCUUCAACUUUCACAGCUCUUUUUCCAUAAAUUUCUUCUUCUGUAGUACAUCCAUUUCCACCUCAGUCUUUGUUUUUAACCUUUCUGCCAUCAGAACAGCUUUCAAAACAUUAGUGUAGUUCUAGACCAAUAAAGAUUCCACACCUUCCCAUUGUGGUUAGUUUUAAGACCUUGUUUAUGAUUUGAGACUUCUUUCUGGCAGUGUCUGUGCCUUCUCACUGUAGGUUGUUUCUACAACUAGGUUUUGAAAAGUUGAACAAAGAUAAGUGAGCCUGAUGGUCAUUCAGCUUUCAGCUUCAAGACAUUAUUUCCCUGUACCAUUAGGUGUGGUUGGGUGCCACAUGCUUGACAUGGAUUCUUCCUGUCCUUUCUACAAACCCAAAAUAUAAAUUGACACACAGAGAGAUAGAUAAAUAGAUAUUCAGUGCAUAAUUCUUUUCAAAUAUGUAAUAAGAGGUCACUAUUUUAAUGGGUCAAUUCAUGGGCUGCUAUAGUUGCAUUCCUAAGCAAUGUUUCUUACAGUACUCUGUUAAACUAAGCAGGAUAUACCUUUGGGAUAACUUAUGUUCGUUGAUCUGGAAAAACUGGAUUUGUGGUGUUGCUUUGACCAGAUGUGUCUUUUCUGUUUUAAUAAUGAAUAUGUAGAUUAGUUGUUUGGAAAGUCAGUGUGGUUGAUAAUACUCCACCGCACUGAUCGCCAGUGUGGCAGAUGGUAAGGGGUGCACAGAAUUCUGAAAAUAAAAUAAAAGUUCUUUUUUCCAUCUGCUUUUCAUUAUUAACAGUUUUAUUUUUAGCAGGCCUUCUGGUUUCUUAUAUAGAGAUUUGAAUAAACAGUGCUCAGGGCAAGUGAUGUGGGUGACAUGCCUGUUACCUGACAGCCAACUUAGUUUACUUCUUGUUGAUUUUUGGCAGUAAAUAUACACCACAUGAAUGUUUUAAAUGAAGCUUUAAGUGUUGCACUUUAUUCUGGAGGGGUGUUGCAAAUUUUCCUUAUUCUGGAUAGAUUGGGAGACAUGGAAACCAUCACCUUGUUUGUUAAAAAAUAAAUUCUUACCAUGUUCAUAUUAAAA
Anolis sagrei ordinatus is the source of this 6335-nucleotide messenger RNA. It is a transcript of the gene SELENOO, whose product is annotated as selenoprotein O. NCBI's taxonomy places the organism in Eukaryota, Metazoa, Chordata, Lepidosauria, Squamata, Anolidae. The record is from RefSeq and is a predicted model, not a curated record.